GGAACCUCAUCGAAGAAGAAGAAGAAGAAAGUAGAAAAAAGGGAGAAACAAUGGAAGCUCCGAAGCCGAUCCAACAUGAAAUCGGAGGGAUUCAGAAGGACGCGCUCCGAUUCGGUCUCAACGGUGUCAAGAGUGACCUCGUUGGAUCUCAUCCUCUCGAAAUCGCCUAUGAAUCGGCGAGGAAGAAUCACGAGGAGAUGAAGAAGAGAAUCCUAGCUAACACCUAUGGGAGUGCAUUUCCAUUGAAAAUGGAUAUGGAUAGGCAAAUUCUUUCACGCUUUCAAAGGCCUCCAGGGGCAAUCCCUUCCUCGAUGUUAGGCCUAGAAGCCAUGACUGGACGCUUGGAAAAUUUUGGAUUCGAGGAUUACUUGAAUGAUCCACAACAAUCUGAGACUUUCAAGCCUCCGAACGUGCACCAUGGCAUGGAAGUACGGCUAGGCCUCUCCAAGGGACCAGUGUGCCCAAGCUUUAUCUGAUUUGAACCCCUACUUCAACUCCUUGAAUGUAUUGGAUGAAAAUGUUAAAUGGCGAUGGAUAUUUAUUCUUGUCUGACUCAAGAAUUUGAUUGCAUGGCAUGAUGUCGCCUCCGUUCUCGCUUGUUCUUUCAUGAAAUUUCAUGUUACUCUGCUUUUGAGAUUUGAUGGAGCCCUUUUCUUUCCUAUUUUACAAUAUGAAUCUUGUGGCUCAACUUCAUCAAUUAAGCUCCUUGUGUGAG
Messenger RNA from Rubroshorea leprosula, 715 nucleotides. NCBI's taxonomy places the organism in Eukaryota, Viridiplantae, Streptophyta, Magnoliopsida, Malvales, Dipterocarpaceae. The record is from the annotation of a GenBank genome assembly.